Messenger RNA from Papilio machaon (common yellow swallowtail), 1190 nucleotides. Its product is annotated as ras-related and estrogen-regulated growth inhibitor-like protein. NCBI's taxonomy places the organism in Eukaryota, Metazoa, Arthropoda, Insecta, Lepidoptera, Papilionidae. Bases 203 to 838 code for a protein of 211 amino acids. The record is from RefSeq and is a predicted model, not a curated record. The transcript has 6 exons. Gene Ontology annotation, molecular function: GTP binding; GTPase activity.
UGGAGUGUCUUGCGCCAAUUUAGUUUGACACUGCAGUCGCUCGCUAGCACGUGCGUUGGACGCGCGUCUCCGCCAUCUUGCAACGGCUAAUUUUGGCGCCAACAUUUUUGAAUUACGAAUAUUUUUUUGCAAAAGCUACAGGGUAAUAUUUAGAAGUUCUAUUGUACAUUAUAAUAAGUGUUUACAGUGCAAUUUAGUAGUUAUGAAGAUGACGGUUAAUCGAAUAAGAGUAGUAGUGCUCGGGAGCCCUCGGUCCGGUAAAUCGGCGGUGGUUGUGCGGUAUUUGACAAAGCGGUACAUUGGCGAAUACAGCUCUACUGGCGAUUUUCUUUAUCAACAUCGAGUAGCGUUUGAUGGUGCUACCUCAGAAGUAGAGGUGUUGGAUACAUGUGGAUGUGCGAAACGUGGAUGUCUGGCGGACCACUUGCGUUGGGGAGAUGCUUUCGCGGUCGUGUAUUCUGUUUGCGACCGGCGCUCCUUUCUGGCCGCCGCUGAACUCUUGGCUCUAUUGGAGAGGACGAGACUGCCAGGCUGCGCAGCCGUCACGCUGCUAGGGAAUAAAAGAGACCUGGAACAUGCGAGGUGUGUCAAAGCUGAAGAAGGUCAAGAGCUGUCAUUGCGAUUCGGUUGCCAGUUCUACGAGGUGUCUGCGGCGGAGUCGUGCGCUGGCGCUGCGCUCGCCUUCCACGCGCUGCUACGGGAGGCGCGCUCGCUGGCGCUGCUGCUGCCCACACCGCGCCGCAAGCUAGCCGCUUACUCCGUCUCUAAGGUGAUUGGGACGAUUCUGGGCUUGAGCAACAAGAGCGUGAGGAAGAAAAGACCAUCUCUCAGCAUAUGAUUCGGCUCUUGCUGAUCGUCUACUGGAUUUCGUUGUUCACUCCGGAAUAGGAGUAUCUUUUCUUUCUGCGCGAUGCAGAAAACUUUGUUGGGAAGCGGGCCGCGGCUUGGGAGUACGGAAAUGACGUAAGGGAAUCUCGGUAUGAAGCUUUUAAAAGAUGGCAAACUUCUACUUUGUAUAAUUCCUUUUCAUUGUUACGAAUACUGUUGUAUAUUGUUAUUUGUGUAAAUAAAAUAAUUUGAUAUGUAUGUUUAAUUAUUGAUAAGUCAAGUAUUAUAUACCACAGUGUGUCUUUACCACUAGUUUAGUACUUUACUACUGUUUCAAGGUUUUCGAGUAUGUCAUGAAGUUU